This is a messenger RNA of Drosophila hydei, 1937 nucleotides long. RefSeq names its product ankyrin-3. Bases 90 to 1937 code for a protein of 615 amino acids. NCBI's taxonomy places the organism in Eukaryota, Metazoa, Arthropoda, Insecta, Diptera, Drosophilidae. The record is from RefSeq and is a predicted model, not a curated record. The transcript is spliced from 3 exons. Gene Ontology annotation, molecular function: protein binding.
UGCAGUGUUUCCACAUUAUAUUUUAUCUCUAUUUACUAUUUGCAACCGCUUCGAUUGGUUUGUUUUCCAUUUUUUUGACAAAUGAUAAGAUGCUUUCCUAUGAUCUCAACGAGCGUUUACUAAGCGCCGUGCACAGCGGCGACUUUGGCCAGGCCUUGGAUUGUAUUCUGGAAGGCGCCCAGGCCACCUACGUCUCGGCCACAUGUGGGCGCACAGCUGUGGGCACGGCCGCUCUGCUGGGCGAUGCUGAGCUUCUCGAGCUGCUCGUUCAAUCCUGCGAGGAGCCGCAACUCAAUGUCUACCAUCAAACCCAUGCCGAUGCUCUGGAGAUAGACAUUACGCCCGAGGGCAUGGAGAAACUUGAAUGGGUGGACGAGUUUGAAGGCGAAAGCUGGAGCUCGGAGAAUACAGAAGGGGGCGGAGGAGGCGGUGGUGGUGGGGCAGUGGCCGGCGAGGAUUCGCAAUUAUAUCACUACUAUGCGAAGACCUUUGAGAAUACGGGAGAGUUCCUGACGCAAUGCUGCGCCAGUUGCCGUGAACAGGAUCCACAUAUCUAUGAUUCGGAUUUGGUGACGCCGCUGCACUAUGCCGCCGCCUGGGGUCAUGUGGAAUGCGUUGCUGUGCUGCUCAAGCACCAGGCGCCCAUCAAUGUGGUCAAUAGCGAGGGCUACACGCCGCUGCAUGUGGGCGCCGGCAACGUGGAGGUCACUCGCCAGCUGAUCCAGCAUGGCGCUUUGGUCAACUCGAAGACGCUGAGCGAUGGCAAGACAGCGCUGCACUUGGCCAUCGAGAACCGAUGCAGCGAGGCGGCUCGACUGCUGCUGCAGACGAACAUCAAUUUCAACGAAACGGACGACGAGGGCGAGACGCCUUUGAUGCUGGCCAUUGCUUGCAAUCUUUUGGAGCUGGCCACAGAGCUGAUCGAGCGUGGAGCGCGCGUCAACCUGCAAGACAAGGAGGGAUAUACGGCACUGUACUUCGCAGCCAUCGGCCGGCAUCGGCAGCUGGCGAAACUCCUGCUGGAGCGUGGCGCACGACGGCUGCCAGGUCAUCAUCUGCUGCAUCAGUGCCUCGGCCCGGAUGCCGAGGACCGGGCCAUGGUCGAGCUGCUGCUGCAGCAUGGCGAAAGCCUGAGUGUCAGGGAUGGCGAUAAUCUGACUCCCAUCAUGCGUGCCAUAUACCAACAGCUGCCGGAGCUGCUUGAGUACCUGCUGGAUCAGGCAGACCAGCAGCGCCUGCUCGGCCUCUACACGGAUGCCCAGGAUGUGGGCCUGCUCCUGUUCGCUGUGCAGCAAAUCGAAGAGCUGUCCGCAUUUCGUCGGAUUCUGCGUGUUCUGCUCGCCAAGCUGCCCAGCGCUCGCAGGGAUCUGUAUAGCUACCAGGCGCCAACGGUCGUCUGCGGCUUCGUCUACAGCGAAACGCCCUUGGCUCGUGCCAUCAGCCUGCAGCGCCUGGACAUAGCUCAGCUGCUGUUGCGAGAGGGCUGCAAUCUCUCGCAGAUCUCGUGCGAACAUGUUCUCAACGAGCUCCGGUCGCAUUGCACUCAUCAGAGCUUGGCAUUUGCUGAACUUUUGGGACACGUUGGCAUCAAGUUCUCCCCGCCCACCGAAUCGAGUGACACUUCCCAGCCAGCCACGCCCGCACGCUUAGCCUUCGACCAGAACAUGCGUCAGCUGAGCACACAGCCACGUUCGCUGCAGUCGCUCGCCCGCCAGGUGAUACGCCAGCAAUUGUUGCAAGCGCUGCAGGCCAACGCCCAGCUGCACGCGCAGCAUCCACCAACGAACGAGAGCUCCACGUUGGCACGCAUCGUCGACGAGCAGCUGUGCAUGCCGCAAACGUUGAAAAGAUAUCUCAGCGAAUUUUCCGAUGUGCCGGCAUUGCGAGGAGCCCAUUUAACUAGUCAAAUAAUACGAUCAGCUGAAUCGUGGGAUUAA